Coniosporium apollinis CBS 100218 is the source of this 1860-nucleotide messenger RNA. RefSeq lists its product as uncharacterized. The record is from RefSeq and is a predicted model, not a curated record. The transcript is spliced from 2 exons. Gene Ontology annotation, molecular function: phosphoprotein phosphatase activity. NCBI's taxonomy places the organism in Eukaryota, Fungi, Ascomycota, Dothideomycetes. Bases 1 to 1860 code for a protein of 619 amino acids.
AUGCUCGCGCGUGCAGCUUCUCGUCUUCUCGUCCCACGCGCCCUCGCCUUCCCCGCGACACGAGCUGCCACCGCUCAGUCUAUACGAACCUUCAAGCUCAACAAGCAGCAACCUCCUGCCAAGAAGCCGUCACCGCCCAAAUCUUCGCCGAACGUACGACCUUCUAGAGGCCCAGAGGUACCAAAGGACCUCACUUGGAAGCGGAAUGACCCCAUAAAGUUUGCGGCAGCCGGCGCCGCGGCAGCUGGCAGCGGAGCAGCAUCAAGCUCCGCGACGCCUACAACCGAUGCGCCUGCUUCACCAGAACAGACGGGGUUCAGCACCAGCGACAAUGUCGAGAGCACGACGGAGCCCCAGGCACCUUCUGAGCCUGUUAUCAUCGCCAUGCCCCCUCCAACGAACCAGCAACCCAUAGAAAUGCCUCCACCUUCUGACACUCCCCAGAACGCCCAGGCAGAUACAGCAUCUUCACAAGAGCCAGUAGGAGCCGUACCACCUGUUGAGCCAUCGCUAGAAGACACACCACGACCAAGUCAACCCCUGCCGGAUCUCCGUCAGGGCAUCCCAUCUACAUUCGAAGCCGAAUUCCUCAAGCCAGUUGCGCCAGAAGAGCCACCAUCGGUGUCCAAAGCCCCAGGAAACGACGUCAAUCUCACCGACGACCCGCGGGAACCGGCCUCCGCUGGGAGUGGCGGCCGUGGCACCGGCGAGCUUCCCAAGUCCGCAUACGAGACCUCGAGUGAUCGACGCAGGAAUCGGAUCGCAAACUACAGCUACGCAGCCAUGGCCCUUGCUGCCGUUACUGGAACGCUAUACCUUGGAAGGGAGUGGGAAGACGAAGCUGAAAAGAACGCGUACCCAGAUAUUCCGUCAGGAUGGAGUCCGUCCUCCAUCUACCAGCGGGCAACCGCGAGGCUAUCGGGACAAAUGGGCUACUACACCGAGCCCACGUUCCCCAAGCUACUUCCUGCGGUGGACCCCGCGCCGCCAUACACCCUAGUACUGAGCUUGGAGGACUUGAUGGUACACAGCGAGUGGACGCGAGAGCAUGGCUGGCGGACAGCCAAGCGGCCCGGCAUCGACUACUUCCUGCGCUACCUGAGCCAGUACUACGAACUCGUCAUCUUCACCAGCCUGCCAUCUGCAUCCGCCGACCCGAUUAUCCGCAAACUCGACCCCUUCCACAUCAUCAUGUGGCCGCUCUUCCGAGAAGCCACAAAGUACGAGAAGGGCGAGUACAUAAAGGACCUAUCCUACCUCAACCGCGACCUCUCAAAAGUAAUCCUCAUCGACACCAAACCCUCGCACGCGAAGCUCCAGCCCGAAAACUCCAUCAUCCUCCCGCCCUGGAAAGGCGAGCCCGCGAACAAAGACCUCGUCGCCCUGAUCCCCUUGCUUGAAUACAUCGCCACCAUGGGCAUCGCCGACGUGCGCACCGUCAUCAAAUCCUUCGAAGGGAAACCCAUCGCGCAGGAAUUCGCGCGCCGUGAAGCCAAGGCGCGGGAAGCAUUCCAGAAAGCCUUGGCUGAGGAAAAGGCGAAGCGGCCGAAGCACAGCGGCACGGGCUGGCUGCUUGGCGCGCUGGGCAUGAAGCCGCAAGCCGGCGCGCAGGCGGGGGGGCUGGUGAUAGGGGAUCAGAGCGCGGCGGAAGGGUUUGAGCAGGGCAAAAUGCUGAGUGAUCAGAUUAGGGAGCGCGGCCAGAAACAGUACGAGGCGAUGGAGAAGGAGAUUAGGGAGAAUGGGGAGAAGUGGCUCAAGGAGAUGGAGAUGGAGGAGAAGAAGGCGCAGGAGGAGCAGCUGAAAAGUAUGAAGAGUGGGUUUACGAGUUGGUUUGGUAGUGGGAGAUCGAAGGCUGCGUGA